AUGCUGCGCUACGAUCGCUCGCCGUCGUCGUCGCCGACUCGAAAACGCCAGCGAUUGUCAUCGCCCACAUACGAUGACCAAGUUGGGGAUCUUUCCGUGGAACACCUUGAAGCUUUCGAUUUAAUAGAGGCCAGAUUGUCCCAGGCCAGCUCGUCUCAACCAACUGCAGAUGACACCCUGGUCAACAAGUCAGGUCCUUCUUACGAUCUCGGAAGUCCAUUCUUCACCAAAGCAUCGGCCGUGAAGGUUGACGAGGACAACGAUAAUCCAUUCAACGACAACGACGAUGAUUCCGCUGAACUGGCCGAAAAGGAGAAGCUCUAUGACAGCUUUUUCGACUCGACGAUGGUGGAGGAACUCCCCUUAUUUCAAUCAGCAAAAACGAUGCAGAUGGAGAUGUCGUCCUUUCAUAAAGCUUCUCAUAGUAGCGUCCUGGAACCUGCGACUACAGAAAACCUACCGUUGUUCCAAACUGCCAAAUCCUUGGAUAAGACUGCAUUACCUGGUUUUCAGAAGGCUUCUAACAAGGAAAACGAAGGGACGUUGAUGCCUUCAAAAGAGGCGUUGCUCAAGGCUCAACUAAAGAUGAAGCGCUGGGAAGAAGAUUGGAUCGACCUCGAUACACCGGUGGAGGAAACGACCGAACCUCCGCCGCCUCCGUCGUUUGCCACAGCAGCUGCUCUUACUUCCAAACCCAAACUCGCUGAUCCACUCCCUCCAACACCUGCGCCCGUUCCUUCACAGGUCGCAUACACUCCCACUCCAACGACUCAGUCACGACCGCUCGGGUUUUCUUCUCAGUCAAAACCAUUCCGCGUACCAACUUUUAAAAAUGUGGGAAAGGCACCAUCGUCGACUCCAGGACCUUCUCAGUCACCGUUCAGACCACCUACGUUCACCAACCUAUCCACACCACUUAGAUCUCAUAAUCGCCUAUCGUUUACUACGCCUGGCCCAUCAACCUCAACGCCCCUCGUGUCUUCCAAACUCGCAUCCCCCGCCCCAUCCCCCAGGUCGAUAGGUCUCUCAAGAACGUCUAAAUCGACAUUCAAGACACCUUUCAAAAAAGACGUUCAAUUAAAUCCUGUUCAGCAGUUGUUGAAACAGAACAUGCUGAACAAUUCUCAGAUGGCCCCCACUACGCCGUUAUCGAGUCGGCGAUAUCCCCCAUCGACAUUCAAGGUUCCCGCCAGUCCAUUAGCUACAUCCAAGCAACCAGUGACUCCCAUGCGCCAGCCUCCCAGGCCACUACCUGUGAAGGACCCUUGUCCCUCUAAGCAAACCUUGGAUGCUUGUGGCCUCCAGCCUCAAGAAUACAGCCUCGAGGAGUUGGAAUCGAUGGGACUUAACACCACUGAGCUCAGUCAAAUAACGCCUGUGACUGCUCUCCAUUACGGCUUCUAUUCCCCCGACGGAGUGCCUUCCCCUACCUCUGGCCUUCCCCGUUUAAACGCAGAUGCUGCAUACAAGGAGCUUCUCACCAAAGGAUGCUCUCUUGCUUCCAAACCUUGGGUCGACAAUCAUUGGUCGAUGAUCCUCUGGAAGUUGGCAGGUAUGGCAGCCUUUGAUCCUGUGACUGAGCAAGAUCCUGCGCGUAAACGGUGGUGUUGGGCGGAAGUUAUGCGUCAAUUGACCUAUCGGUACGAAAAAGAACUAAAUGGGGGUCAGAGGCCGGCGUUGAGACGGAUUGUGGCAACGGAUUCGCCCGCUGGGAACCCAAUCGUUCUAUGCGUGUCUGGUAUCAACUGGAUAGAGGGGGAGAAGGGAAGCUUCCCUGAACUUGAAGUUACCGAUGGGUGGUAUAGACUUCGAGCGCAAAUAGACCCGCCCAUGGUCAGAGCCAUACAAAAGGGCACACUACGAGUUGGAAGAAAGAUCGCUGUUGUUGGAGCUAGGCUACUCUCCGAGAAGAAAGAUCCUAUGGAGAUUCUAGAGGCUUAUGACUCGGUAAAGCUUGCUCUCUCCGGCAAUUCAACGCAUCUGGCACCUUGGCAUGCGAAGCUAGGCUUCCAGCGCGACCGAUACAUCUCAACGCUACGCGCCUUAUCCCCCGACGGUGGAUUCAUCUCUUGUGUUGACGUUGAGAUACUGAAAGUCCAUCCCGUUGCCUACCUCGAAUUCGUGGAGAAGGAUGGUCAAACAAUCCGAGAAGGACCUCGUUCCGAGGCCGACGAGAACAAGAUCGCGGAUCAAUGGAUGAAACGUCGGGAGAAGGAAGCGUCUAAACUCAGGUAUGAAUAUGAGAGGAGGAACGAACGGUAUAUGGACUAUGUCCAGAGGCUGGAAGAUAAAGCACACUCGUAUCGCCCAAAGGAAGACGAUGGUCCUCCGGAUUCCGUCGACUCGUGCUAUGACGACCUCGAAGAUCAUCGGACAGCUUUGCAAACCAUCAGCCGGCUUACCCCUGCAGAGGCGCAUUGGCUGUCCAAGACCAUCCGACAUAACCUCGAGAGUGAACAUGACCGCAUGAACUCCGAAGUGGAGAAGGAGUUGGCUGCUCUGUGCCCACCACGGAACGUCCGAAACUUCAGGGUUCUGGUAGUGAAAGACGCUCGCGAGGGGAGGAAACAGUCACACCGGGUAGCGCAGCUUACCGUUUGGGAUGUUACUUCUCUGGCAUUGUCGGAAGGUGGUAAACCCGGAUCUUUCGAAGUCGGCCAACGAUACAUGGUCUCGAACUUGUACCCUGCACAACCGAGUGCUUGGAUGAAGAACGAGCCUGGUGCAGAGAUUUACAUGACUGCUAGAAAGGGGAGCCAGUGGCUUAGGAUGCGACAUUGA
Coprinopsis cinerea okayama7#130 is the source of this 2781-nucleotide messenger RNA. RefSeq lists its product as hypothetical. The record is from RefSeq and is a predicted model, not a curated record. Lineage: Eukaryota; Fungi; Basidiomycota; Agaricomycetes; Agaricales; Psathyrellaceae. The transcript has 10 exons. The coding region runs from base 1 to 2781 and encodes 926 amino acids. Gene Ontology annotation, biological process: double-strand break repair via homologous recombination; regulation of DNA-templated transcription.